GGCUCAGGCAGCACCGGAAGCGCAGGGGGAUGGGGCGGCGGUGACGCGAUUCUGGCCGCGUUGGAGGGGCCUGGCCGCGGUCGGAGUAGCCGCGGCCGCCGAGUGACGUGGCACAAGCCGGAGCCUAAAAGCCCGAGUCAGUUGACGCGCCAGUCGCUCAGCGGGUCCUCGCUCCGCUAGUUACUGUCCGGGCGCUUGCGCCUCUCGGCACACGGGCUAGCGAGACGUCCCCGCCACCCUCUUUCUUCCUCAGCUCUUUCUCUUCCCUCUUGUUCUGUUUGCCGGGAGCGUGAAAGGAGAAGGCCCAGGGACGCCCCGAGCCCCUCCUGCCUCUGCCCAUCGCAAGUGCCACUACCGCCAUGGGCCUCACCAUCUCCUCUCUCUUCUCCCGCCUCUUCGGCAAGAAGCAGAUGCGCAUUUUGAUGGUUGGAUUGGAUGCUGCUGGCAAGACAACCAUUCUGUAUAAACUGAAGUUAGGGGAGAUAGUCACCACCAUUCCUACCAUUGGUUUCAAUGUGGAAACAGUAGAAUAUAAAAACAUUUGUUUCACAGUAUGGGAUGUUGGUGGCCAAGAUAAAAUUAGGCCUCUCUGGAGGCAUUACUUCCAGAAUACCCAGGGUCUUAUUUUUGUAGUAGAUAGCAACGAUCGUGAAAGAAUUCAAGAAGGAGCAGCAGUGUUGCAAAACAUGCUUGAGGAAGAGGAGUUGAAAGAUGCAGUACUGCUGCUUUUUGCAAACAAACAGGAUUUGCCAAAUGCUAUGGCCAUCAGUGAAAUGACAGAUAAAUUAGGUCUUCAGUCUCUUCGUAACAGAACAGUAAUGGUAUGUUCAAGCCACUUGUGCUACACAAGGAACUGGUCUGUAUGAGGGACUUGACUGGCUGUCAAAUGAGCUUUCAAAACGUUAAAUGAAACUGGCUAUCUAACCAAGGACAUGUUUGAUAGAAUUGGUCUAGGCUUGUUACAACAAAAUUAGUUUGCAUCUUGUUUAUUAAACAGUAUCUGGGACUGGUUCGGGCAGAAUAUUACAGCAUUUAAACUUACUUUGUUGCCAAUUAAUGUUGACCAAGUAAAAUGUUGCUAUUUAGCAAUGUACUUGGUUUUAAAGAAAUUCUCCUUGGGGAAAAAAUAGUCCUCUUAAUUUUACUUUCCUUAAGCCUGAAUGCCUGGACAGAGCUAUUGUGAAACCUUCAAAUAAAUCCGUUUUGAAUGUUUUUUGAGCCUACAACAAAUAAUGUUUUAAAGUUACCCCCUUGCUACUUUACGAUACCUUGAUCAUUCCUGGGACAGUCUGCUGAUUUAGAAAUGUAGCAUUCCAUUUGUAUUUAUUUAUCUCCCUUGCCAAAAAGAUUUUCUAAUAUGCUUAUACCAGCCAGGGAAAUGCUCCAAAACACUAUUCAGCUCUCUUGCACUGGGGAACUUAUGUUUUUCAGCCAUAUUGACUACUGGUUCUGUCAGCCAAACUUCCCUUGGUAUGGUUUGGAUUUGAUAUCUAAUUAGCUAGUUGCAAAGAGUUCAUAUUGAGAUUAUUUUUAAUACUCAGCAGAUUGUCUUCCUUUAAAUUGUAUCUUUUUUAUGUUGCAUGUUGCUUUUGGUAUCAGCCAAUUUGCCCAGUAUAUGAUAGUUCUACUGAUGUUUUGUUUAUUGGUGAACAUAUCGUCAUUAAGAGUUUUUGGAAACGUCAUACUCAACAAAUUCAAUGAGUAAAUUUUCUUCAUAACCCAUUUGGAAUUAUUCCUAAUAAAAUAAUAAAAUGUAAAAUUAUGUGUGUUCUUUUUGAGUCUUGAAGGUGCUUGAAAUGGAUUUUUCUUAGGUAGCAAAGUUGAUUUGCGCAUUUUACAUGCUAUGAACAAUAACACAGAUCCCAGUGGUUUACUGAUUGCUUAAAGUGGAAAUAAAAUAUGGGUUGUUAUGUAUAAAAGAGUGGGGAGCAACAUCAGAAACUUAGUUUUCUUUGAUAAAUUACCAUUUGUAAAGAGUAAGAGUAAGCAGCUGUAAUAAAAUGAACUGCCCAAAAAA
Messenger RNA from Carlito syrichta (Philippine tarsier), 2017 nucleotides. It is a transcript of the gene ARF4, whose product is annotated as ADP ribosylation factor 4. Gene Ontology annotation, cellular component: cytoplasm; plasma membrane. Gene Ontology annotation, biological process: intracellular protein transport; vesicle-mediated transport. The coding region runs from base 360 to 866 and encodes 168 amino acids. The record is from RefSeq and is a predicted model, not a curated record. Gene Ontology annotation, molecular function: GTPase activity; GTP binding. NCBI's taxonomy places the organism in Eukaryota, Metazoa, Chordata, Mammalia, Primates, Tarsiidae. The transcript has 6 exons.